Molecule: messenger RNA, 2866 nt
Organism: Mytilus trossulus (common blue mussel)
Lineage: Eukaryota; Metazoa; Mollusca; Bivalvia; Mytilida; Mytilidae
Product: monocarboxylate transporter 12-like
Exons: 6
Coding region: 482-2110 (542 amino acids)
Biological process (GO): transmembrane transport
Cellular component (GO): membrane
Molecular function (GO): monocarboxylic acid transmembrane transporter activity
Source: RefSeq, a predicted model, not a curated record
UACAUUGAGUUUGGAGUUUGUUGUUCGGUCUUGCCGGACUGCUCAAAUAAAAGUUUUAGGAGCGAAAUCUUCCUUCUUGAAUUACAUAUAGUCGAAUAGCCAUUUCACCCGGCUAUAACAACAAAAAUCCGCUAAAGACUAGGAAACUACAAAACCUUCCAUAGAUUAGGAUUGUAAAAAAUCUGCCAUAGAUUUGGGAUGGCAUGACGUCACAUUUACCAUAGAUUAGGAAUCUGUCAUAGAUUAGGACCCUACCAUAGAUUUGAGUUCUACAUAUAUAUAUGGCCAUUUUCAUGGUAAUGACUACUUUUAUACAUGUAUAAAAGACCUUUUUAUACAACAUUAUUUUUUAUAUAACGGAUAUAUGUAUUUCAAUACAACAUUUUAAAGUUCACAAUGGUCACGUGAUAAACUUACAUGUGUGUGUGUGUGUGUGUGUACUCACACCAGUGGUUUGCACUAAAAGACAAUAUCAGCUGCAAUGAAUUCAAAAUACAACGAAGAGAAGAACAAAGAUUUAGAUCAAGGAUGGGCAUGGGUGAUUAUGGUAGCAGCAUGUGUUGCUGGUAUCAUAAACGGAUUACUUAUCUACGGUGCUGGUGUUGUCCACGUGGCUCUACUACAAAGGUUUGAGGAAGACAAUGCAUACACAGCACUGAUUGGUUCUAUAUUUACAAGUCUACUAUCUCUAAUAGGACCAUUAGCCAGUAUGCUCAUCAAUAUUUAUAGCUGUCGAAUGACGAUGAUAGUUGGAGGCAUUGUAAUGUUCAUUGGAUUUGUUUCCAGCUUUUUCGCCUCUCACAAUUUGAAUUACAUACUAAUAACCUAUGGAAUUAUAGCAGGGACAGGUUUAGGCUUGUGUGCAACGCCUCCACUUGUAGUGAUUGGAUAUUUCUUCCAUCUUAAACGUGGACUAGCAUUAGCUGUUGUAGUAAGCGGUGCAGGAUUCGGCAUGUUUAUCGCAGGUCCUAUUUUACAAGCAUUAAUUAACCAGUAUGGACUUCCAGGUGCAUUUCUUGUACUCGGUGCAAUCUCUAGUAAUCAAAUCGUAAUUGGAUCAUUAAUGCGACCUUCUGACCUUGAAAACAAACACAAAAUGGACGUGAAAAGGAAACGUGAUAUUGAUAUGUUGACUUCAAAGAGUAAUAACAAUAUAUCAUACAAUUUAAAGAAUCUUCUUCAUCUCGACAUUUUAUCAGAUAAAUCAUUUAUGUUUUGCAGUCUUCAGUAUCUACUUUGGAAUGUUCCAUUCUCCAUUUUGCUAUUACACUUAACCAACUAUGCAGUUUUACAAGGCUCCAGCAAAGAAAAUGCCGCCUUACUUAUAACAUACAUAGGAAUUAGUUCCGUCUUUGGUAGAAUUAUAACUGGGCUUUCAGUUGGCCAUAAUGGUCUAGAUCCAGUUAUGCUUAAUUUUGGAUUUAAUGGAAUCGUAGGUUUGUUGACAAUACUAUUCCCUCUAUAUUCCGGUACAUUCCAAGGUCAAACAGUUUUUACAAUUCUCUUUGGUUUAUAUUCUGGUGGUUUGGCAACAAUGAUUAACCCUCUAUGCAUGGAAUUGAUUGGUGUAUCUAAGCUAUCCAGUGGUAUAGGAACAAUGUAUUUCAUUGGUGGAGUUGGAUAUAUCAUAGGGCCUCCAAUUGCAGGGUUCCUCGUUGACAAUGGAGGAACAUACGAAGAUAGUUUUAUACUGUGUGGUGUUUUAUUUCUCCUGGCAGCCGUUUUCACAUUGAUCUUAAACAACUGGAGAAUUCAAACAAAAGAGGCAGUUGUAUUAUCAUUGGAGAAUCUCAAAGAUCCUUCAUUAAGCAUAUGGAAUGAUGAACUGCAUCCUGACGUUGACAUAACGAUUGAUAUUUUUCCAAAUCAUAUAUGUCAUUCCAAAGAAAUUAUAAGCGAAAAUAGUGAUGUUGCUGAUAAAAAUCCUGACGUAAAUUCUCAUAUUCAAGACAGUGUUGAAAUAAAACUGUUGUACGAAAAAUCCAGGCAUAAUUUAGGAAACGGUCACAAGGCUGUUGAAAUACCAUCUUAUACGUCUGAUAAUGGCCAUAUACUGCAACAGGAUCAUAUUACAGACGAAAGUACCCCUAUUACUGCUCAGUGCAUUUAAGUGGAAAAUAACUUAUGUUUGUCAUUGAUGAGCGAGAUGAACAAUCUUAGAUUUUUGUUAACGCAUAUAUCUCUAUGUUUUAAUCAUUAACUCGUUAUGGUUUAUUAACUUUGGAAAUACCUUUAUUUUUUUAAACAAUUUCAGGUAUUCUUUAAAAAUAUCGUUUAUUAACAUGAUUGUGUUUUUAUCUAUUUUAUACCGAUUCAAAUUUUGAAAUAUAUCAUUAUAUUGAAUGUGUGAAUCUAAAUGUUACAAAAAAUACAUGUAGAACUUAAUCUCGUCGUAGAAGGGAUAUGAUUAUCUGGGGGAAAAAAAUUUCACAGAAUAAUUUAUAUGACUAAAACAAUUGUGGACUUUUUAGACAGUUUAUAUGAGAUAUGACCAACUCUGUAUUGCCACUUUAAACAGUUAAUAAAAGGCCUUCCAUUAAAAAAUUUAAAAACUGACAAAAGUGCGAAAAUCUUCUGGAAUUAAAGAGGGACGAAAGAUACCAAAGGGACAGUCAAACUCAUAAAUCUAAAACAAACUGACAACGCCAUGGCUAAAAAUGAAAAAGACAAACAUAAAAACAAUAGUACACAUGACACAACAUAGAAAACUAAAGAAUAAACAACACGAACCCCACCAAAAACUAGGGGUGAUCUCAGGUGCUCCAGAAGGGUAAGCAGAUCCUGCUCCACAUGCGGCACCCGUCGUGUUGCUUAUGUGAUUACAAAUCCGGUAAAUAGUCUAAUUCGGUAGGUCAAAUUCAUGAAA